CUUAACAACGAUAUCUCCACAGCACAGCAGUUUCCACCUUGAAUACAUCAUCGUGUAUGUUGUAUUGCCUUGAGAAGCCUCUGGUAUAACCAACAAGCAUAAAGAUCACACGAAGGCGGUUAAGUCUGGAAGAAGAUAUGUCCGAGAAGGACCCUAAAUCAUCCCAGGACCUGACUGUUGUGGUACAGGCCUUACUGCAGCAGAUGCAGGACAAGUUCCAGACCAUGUCAGACCAGAUUAUUGGGAGAAUUGAUGAGAUGAGUACGCGAAUCGAUGACCUGGAAAAGAACAUCUCUGACCUCAUGACUCAGGCAGGUGUGGAUGAGAUUGAGGAGGAGAUCAAAGUCAGUGAGACCUCUGGAACUGCUUAAAGUCAAUGGCCAACACCAUCUUAACUGCCAAGGAACACAUUGAGGACCUUGAAUUGCAGUAUCACAUUUUUUAAACAAAACAUCAAUCUUUUAAUCUUUAACAUAAUCUUUUUAUAUUUAAUUAGAGGAAGAUUUCUCUCAAAAUAAAAAAAUAUGUUAAUAUUUUCUCACCCUCAUGUCAUUCUAAACCUGUAUGCUGAUUAUUUUUAUGUGGAAUACAACAAGAGUCUUUGAAGAAUCUUCAUGUAGCUCUUUUCUGUACACACAAUUCAUAGAGACCAUGUCUGUCAAAACACCAUAAAGGCACUAUAAAUGUAGUGCAUACAACUCAUUCACUAUAUUCCAAGUCUUCUGCCAUACGAUAACUUUGAGUGAGGAACAGGCAUAAAUUUAAAUUAUUGACAGGAAAUGUUCCCCUCUGCCAAAUCUCUAAAAUGUUAUUUUAUUAUUUUUUCUUUUCUUUUCUUUUCAUUUUUUGGUUUCUUUUCUUUUUUUUUUUUUUUUUGGUACAUUUUCAUUUAUAAAUUUUGUUUUAGUACAUUGACAGACUUGGUCACUAUGAACCGUUAGUUAGAAAUUAGCCGCAUGAAGAUUCUUAUAAAAUUCAGCUUUUUUGUUCCAAGGUUUGGAACAUGAGGGUGAGUAAAUACUGACAGAAUUUGUUAUAUUAGGGUGAACUUAUCCUUUAAGUAAAAAUGGUGCUUGCCUAUGUGGUCUACUGUAAGUGUACAGACUUUAUUACAUAUUGGAAACAACUGUCUUCAUGAACAGAAUAUCAAGAUAUUAAAAUGUUUUUGUAUUUAUUCAUUGUAAUGAAAGUCUGGUAAAACCUUGUGGUUCCUUCUUGUUUUGCUGAGUAUUAAAGCGAUUAAAGCUUUAUGAUCAUUAAGCCAGAAAAGAUCAUCUGUUUUAAUUCAUUUACUGAUCUAUUUAUCUUGCAUACAAUUUAUAUAUAUAUAUAUAUAAGAAAUUGUCUAGUUUAUGAAAAGAGCCAGAAGCGUUAUCAAAAUGCCCAUUACGAUGUUCCUCUUAUUCUGGAGAAUAACACAUUACCCAAGCUGACACUGUGUCGAUACAGGGACAAUGGCAGCAGUAAAACUAAUGAGACCAGUGAUGCUUGUUUGAAUUCCAAAAUCAGCAUCAAGUUCAGCAAAAAGAAUGGCAUAGACAAGAGCAACACUGGCUUCAAUUAUGUGGCCAACUCCAGCUCCACCAAGCAAAGGAUACUAUUUAAACGGAAGAAACGUGAACUUCUGAUUACUGAAGCAUAGCUGAAACGUUGUUCUUUCGUAAGGCAAGUUUAACUUAGCUGAGCAUCCUUUAGCAGAGGACAAUAGAUAGGAAUACAUCUCAGCCUAAUUGUUGGUAAAGAUUUCAUAGGAAAUCUCAUCUAGGAGGAGAGACGAUUAGUUAAUUCUGCUUAAAGGGGUCAUGACAUGAGAAACCAAAUUUGCCUUGAUCUUUUGGUAUAUAAGAGGUCUUUGUAUCAUUAAAACGUCCUGCAAGUUUAAUAUUUUAAGACGUUCUCCCCAUUCUAAACGAAUCAUUUAUUUAAUCAAGCUCAAAAUACAGCUCGUUCUGGAUUCAUGGUUAGAAGUGACGUGUCGGUUAGAAGUGACGUACCAGCGUUUGCAUAUGACCGCCUCCAGCACAAGAUAACUACGCUUUAAGCGCAAGACAACUACGCUCAUUUCAGUAUCGCCGUGCGCCUCACAAGUGUUCAGUCGAUGGACAGCGAGCUCUGACAGAGACUACUUGUGCACAGGAAAAUUACGAUGCCACACAGAUGUGCUGUUCCUGGCUGUGGUCAAACAAAACCUCUGAAUAAGCUGCCGAAAGAUCCAGACGUCAGGGAAAAAUGGAUGCAGUUUAUUUUUUGCGGACGUCCCAGACACGGCAGUGUUAACUUAAGCGUUUGUUCUGUACAUUUUAAGGAUGACUAUUUUGAUAACAAAUCUCAAUAUGAUGCUGGCUUUGCCAGAAAACUGUUGCUCAAAGAUAAGUCCGUGCCGACUAUUCUGGGAACAACGACGACACAAACUGUAAGUAAUCUAUUUUAAACUUUAAACUACUUUUUAAAGCGCAAUUUCAUUCAUUAUGAAUAAUCACAGUGUUUUUACUUAGUUUACUUGCAUAUUGUUCUGGCUGGGGGCGUCAAUAAUUGAUACAUAGGCACUGACGUUAGCCAAUCAUAACAGUGGGCGUUAACACUGAAGUCUUAAAUGGAAAACACCCCCAAAACAGACUGUUUGAAUCAGAGGAUGAGAAACAGGGUGGGAAAAGGUCAUAAAUCACUAGAUUUUAAAAGUUUUUCUUAAAAAAAAAUAUAUUAAUACUAUAAUUGCACCUAAGGGAACAUAAUAAUACAAUAAAAAAAACCCAUGUCAUGACCCCUUUAAAGUAUAAACUCUAGGUUUUUAAGUCUAAAUUGUGUUGUUUUUGUAAAAAUGAAAAACUAAUGCUCCGCU
Messenger RNA from Xyrauchen texanus (razorback sucker), 2839 nucleotides. RefSeq names its product heat shock factor binding protein 1a (gene hsbp1a). The record is from RefSeq and is a predicted model, not a curated record. Lineage: Eukaryota; Metazoa; Chordata; Actinopteri; Cypriniformes; Catostomidae. The coding region runs from base 138 to 371 and encodes 77 amino acids. Gene Ontology annotation, molecular function: transcription corepressor activity. Gene Ontology annotation, biological process: cellular heat acclimation. Gene Ontology annotation, cellular component: nucleus; cytosol. The transcript is spliced from 4 exons.